Messenger RNA from Boeremia exigua, 2102 nucleotides. Its product is annotated as heterokaryon incompatibility protein-domain-containing protein. The transcript is spliced from 2 exons. Lineage: Eukaryota; Fungi; Ascomycota; Dothideomycetes; Pleosporales; Didymellaceae. The record is from RefSeq and is a predicted model, not a curated record. The coding region runs from base 41 to 1603 and encodes 520 amino acids.
UUUCGAUUCAAGACUUUCCAGAAUCCCCCCCAGUUUCGCAAUGUCGUCCCAAAGUUGCAGUCAUGUCGAUGUUCGAGAGUUCGAUGGGCUGCGAAGCUGCCUUGGGUGUGGUGAGACUCGAUUCCACGAACCCUCACUACCAACAGAGGCUGCAAGGCAAGAGCAAGAGUACAUUUACACGGAUUUGAGAUGUCUACAGAGAGGACAAAUGAUCCGAUUGUUGGUCCUGGAGCCCGGCGAUUAUGACGACCCCAUACAAUGCACUCUCAUCCUUUCUGGACUGCAACAUGCAGAGUACGAGGCCGUCUCAUAUACUUGGGCAACUGAAAAUGGAGACGACAGUAAGUCUCAAUCACUGAAAAUUGACAAUAGCGUGUUCUACGUUACAAAGAACUGCGACGCGGCCCUGCGUUGCCUUCGGAAACGGCAGAUACGCAGGCUUUGGCUUGACGCACUGUGUGUGAACCAAGAAAAUAUCAACGAGCGUAACCAUCAAGUCGGGCUUAUGGAUCAGAUUUAUCGCAAUGCAGUACGUGUUCACGUCUGUAUACAGGAUCAUCUCCAGGACCACUCAAUAUGUAUGAGAUGGCUGAACGCGAAGGAAGGGUUUCCAGAGCUACCGAAACACGUGGCGGACCGAUUUGUAGACCUCUUCGCCCUUCGAUAUUUCGGACGUGUUUGGGUCAUACAAGAGGUGGUAAUGGCUAAGAGCGUCAUUUUCCACGUGAACAACGACGUUGCGGAAUGGUCAAAAGAGAUACUCGCAACGCUCAAUUGGAGAGCGCCGCCUCUGAUCAACGCAUUCUUACAAAGAGAUGGAUUCCAGAACGUAGCAGAUGCCCUCCGUACCUCAGUAUCAUCUUUCUGCUCCGAUCCCAGAGAUGGAGUACAUGGCAUAAUCAGCCUCCUGCCACCUCACCUCAGAACGCUGAUUCCGGUCAAUUACUCACUUCAAACUGAAGAAACGUUCGCCAACGCCGUCUUCGCCUGCAUUCGAAGCACGCACAGUCUUGAUGUUCUGCACUUUGUCAGCUUAGAUGGCAAUGAGCCAAACUUGACACUCGCUCGGAGCUUUACGAUGGCACAUUUGCAACGGUACUUAGGGUGGACAGCAUGUGGGCCAGGCGAUAAUAGGGACCUAAUCCUCUUCAACGACGAACACGAGUUCCUUACCUCGUUCAACUUUGAUCAAGACGGACCUCCGACACAAAACCAGACAUCUAGCAUCAUUGCGCUGCCAAAGCAUCGAGUGGACGUUCGUUUGAUAGCCGGGCAAAUACUGCCGUGCUUGAAGAUUCGAGCUCUCCUCAUUGACAUCUCAACUGGCGUAAGCUCUCGGUAUAUCGCUAGUUGCUACGAAGAGAUCACGAGCUCGUGGAAUCACUAUAUGGUCUCUACGCGGCAGAAAAUCGCCGAAGGAUUCCAUUUUCUGCAUCACGAGCUAGGACUCGCCACUACAGGAGGCUCAAAGGAUUUGACACUCAACACGGAAACGGAUUUUCCAGCACCGCAUCGCUGCCCGACGACCAACUCUUUCGUAUCGAAGGAGCAAAGCCGCUAUUUCUGCUUCGAAAAGUGGCACCCGGUAGAUUCAGAAUCGUGAGCGCGUGCCACUGGCAGCAGAUGAGCUCUCCCGACCCGUCAAUGUGGGUUGACAUCGAAGCCAACGCGGUUCGGAACGCGGCGGUGCAGACCCAGACGAUUGAGAUCUACUGACAGAGACAUGCCGUGUCUCUGCACGGAGAAGGGUGGAGGUGGAUUCCCUCAGUCUCCCACCCCGUUUCCAGACCCUGUACUCCAUCCACCAUCCCUCACCAGCCCUCGACAUCCAGCUCUUCCAAAUCCACCCCUGGCCGUCCACCCAAACAAACCCCCCGAGUCCAGUCGCGGUGAAACACCGCCCUCUCCACUACACAGCCGAGCAUGCGUCCACGCACCCCAGCAACUGCAGUGCGCGACCACAACACCUACGCACAUCUCCCAAGACAAGCCAGUUGCAGUCCACCACUCAAGCCACCCCGUCGAACCACACCCCAGCGACACCGCCAACCGCCAACCGCCACCCCACAUCUCACUUCCCAACCCCAUACCCCACACCCCCC